AUGUUCCGCCUCCGCGCCCUGCUGCGGGCGUGCCCUCCGCUGCCCCGCGCCGACGAGCAGCGUCUGCGAGGACUGCUGCGCGAGAUUGCGCAGACGCCUCCCGGCGACGACGUGCUGCCCGCGCGGCUCGGAAAGUCGCUCAUGUCGGCCUACGAGGCGCUGCAGCCUCCAGGCCGGUUGGGCUUCCUCUCCAUCCUGGCGCGCCAAGAUGUGGACCUUUCCACCGUCCGUCGCAGCUGCCAGAACCUCCUCGCCGCGGAGGAUGACUGCCGCGCCGCUGCGAGCCUGCGCGCACGUGGCGCUCUUCGCGAGGCCCUCGAGCCGCCCUCGGAGCGCAUCAUCGGCCGGCUGGCGCAGCAGCCGGGCGGGCUGCGCUUCCUCGUGGCGAUGCGUGCCGAUCUCCUCUCCGCGCUCGCUCAGCGCGGACCCUUCGCCGAGGCCGCACCUCCCUCUCCCUCUCUGUCUCCUCCCGCCGCCGGCAGCAGCGCGGCCACCGCCGCUGCAGCCACCGCCGCUGCAGCGGCUGCCGAAGCGGGUUCUGUCGCGUCUCCUCUGCGCCGCCGCCCUCCGCCUCGCCGCCCGCCGCUGCCGCGUCCGCUGCGCCGCCGCCGUUCGCCCCGACAACGGCCGCCUUCUACUCGAUCUCGUCGCCCUUCUCCGGCUUGCGGGGCGUCCCUGUUGGCGGGCUGCUGAUCAAGCAGGCGGCAGCCUCGCUGGCGGCGGCGGAGCCGUCCCUGCGCACCUUCGUCACUCUCUCGCCGGUGCCUGGCUUCCGGACGUGGCUGACGGGCGCGGCUGGCCCGGCUGCGCGCCUCCGGGGGCGGAGGCGAGGACUUGAGUGGGGAGGGCGCCGCGCUGAACGGGCUGCUGCAGGCUUGUGCUUGGCUGCACCUCGGCUGCGCCUCGGCUGUUCCUCGGCUGUGCUUCGGCUGUUUCUCGGCUGCACUUCGGCUGCACCUCGGCCGCACCUCGGCUGCACCCCGCCAGGCCCUCUCUGCAGCCGGCCUCGACGAGGCCGCCCCCUUCUCCGAGCUCGGCCCGCUGCACGGCCCAAUCUCCACGGGCGGCGUGCAGUCGCCGGAGCAGGUGAAGGCUGACCCGGUGCGGCGGUCCCUCCUCGGCUUGUGCGCGCGCUACCUGUGCCGCGCCACACAGCGGCAGCGCGCGCUCGACCCGGGGGCUGGCUUCCACAUGCGAAACGGCGCGGCGCUGAUCGCCAUUCACUGGGCAGCCAACCCGUCCUUUUUAGGGUUAGAGGAGAGCGCCUCUAUCAUGGUCAACUACCACUACGACAUGCCCGAGGUUGAGGCGCGCCACUCCGCCUACGUUGCGAAAGGAGUCACCGAGCUCGCCGCCUCGCCCGAGGUGUGGCGCCUCGCGCACGCCUCCGGCUCUCUCACCUGAGCAGGAGAUCGACGGUUAUGCGGCGAUUCCAACGCUUUCCCUCUGCUGGGACCGCCGCGCCUGGAGCUGGCUCCUGGCAGUGGGGUUCCACUCUUUGUACCACUCUGAUUGUUC
Emiliania huxleyi CCMP1516 is the source of this 1518-nucleotide messenger RNA. RefSeq lists its product as hypothetical. Gene Ontology annotation, molecular function: malonyl-CoA decarboxylase activity. Gene Ontology annotation, cellular component: peroxisomal matrix; mitochondrial matrix. The record is from RefSeq and is a predicted model, not a curated record. The transcript is spliced from 8 exons. NCBI's taxonomy places the organism in Eukaryota, Haptophyta, Isochrysidales, Noelaerhabdaceae. Gene Ontology annotation, biological process: fatty acid biosynthetic process; malonyl-CoA catabolic process; acetyl-CoA biosynthetic process. The coding region runs from base 1 to 693 and encodes 230 amino acids.